This is a messenger RNA of Ceratotherium simum simum (southern white rhinoceros), 1257 nucleotides long. RefSeq names its product ADP-ribosyltransferase 4 (inactive) (Dombrock blood group) (gene ART4). The record is from RefSeq and is a predicted model, not a curated record. Lineage: Eukaryota; Metazoa; Chordata; Mammalia; Perissodactyla; Rhinocerotidae. Gene Ontology annotation, molecular function: NAD+ poly-ADP-ribosyltransferase activity; NAD+-protein-arginine ADP-ribosyltransferase activity.
CUUCAACAGGCCUUUGGAAUUCUUCCAUAUACAGACUAGAUAGGGGAUUUUUUUUUUUAAUCGGAAACUAACUUGAGUUCACUUUAGAACCUCUUAUUUGGUGCACAAGUCUGGCUGUUUCACAGAGCUUUCAGUUUUGCAAGUUGGAGUUGAUUUCUUCCCUCGGAAAAACUGCUAGUUGGUGGUGGUCAACAGAAGUCUCAACAUAGACAUGAGCGAGGAAUGUUCUUGCUGACACUCGCCCAAAGAAAACCCCAAAGGAGAACUCUGAGAACUCAUUUCAGGAUGAAGCUGCAAGAACGAAGUACUUCUACCAUAAACAAAUGCUGUCCAUUGGCCAACAGACACGGGGGGAUUCUUCUCCCAACUCCUGCUGCUCCUGUGACGAGAAUCUGGCUCCUUAGGGAGCAGUUUCUUCUCCUGCUGCUGUUCUCUGGCCUGCAGAGACCCACGGGGAGUUCUGAGGUUGCAAUUAAAAUUGACUUUGACUUGGCACCAGGUUCCUUUGAUGAUCAGUACCAAGGCUGCAGCCAAGAGGUCAUGGAGGAACUAAAUCAAGGGGAUUAUUUCACAGAAGAACUAAAAGCCCAUGGGAAUUAUUUCGGGGUCUGGCAGAAAGCCCACUUAACCUGGUUGAGUCAAGGAAAAACUCUACCCAAGAACAUGAAUAUUACACACGCUGUGGCCAUUUUGGUUUAUUCAUCGAACAACAGUGUUAGCUCAGAAUUCACUAGAGCCAUGGCGAGCGCUGCUAGGUCUCCACAGCCGUAUAAACAUUCAUUCCAUUUCAAAUACCUACACUACUACCUGACCUCAGCAAUCCAGCUGCUGAGGGAAGAGAUUGUCCUGAAGAAUGGCUCACUGUGUUAUGAGGUGCACCAUGAGGGUGUCUAUUUGGAAGCCUACACAGGUGCCACCAUUAGAUUUGGCCAAUUCCUCUCCGCCUCCCUUCUAAGAGAAAAGGCACAGCAGUUUGGGAACCAAACUCUAUUUACCGUAUUUACCUGCUUGGGUGCACCUAUACAAGACUUCUCUUUCAAGAAGGUCCUAGUCCCUCCCUAUGAGUUGUUUGAAGUUGUAAAUAUGAGCUACCACCCAAGAGGAAAUUGGUUGCAAUUGCGGUCAACUGGGAACCUGAGCAUGUAUAACUGUCAGCUGCUAAAAGAUUCCAGCAUAAAGUGCAUCCCUGCUCCUGUAAUUAUUGCUUCUCUUUCCUUUUUGACCAGCGUCAUCAUCUCUUCCAAAAGUAGAGCAUAA